AUGGCUACAUCAACUCCCACCAGCAACGAUCGCCUGCCGUCAACCCUCUUUACCGUAUACCAGACGUACAAGCGCGGAACCUCUGUGGUACUGGAAUGGCUUACUACGUUUGACCAGAUCUCGAUUGGCAAGUCCAGGACUAUCAACCAACCACAGGCAUCAGUAGCAACCGCUCCCCCAGCAGCACCAAGUCCUGUCACCGUCAAGCAGCUGUUGGAAAAAGCGAGAAAAGCGUCGAAGAACAAACGCAUUCCUCCACCAGCGGUUCAUGACGCGUUCAAAGUCGUUCUCGUCAACCGUAACAAGCUCACUAAGUAUUACGAUCGUCUCCCUACAGCUUCGGCUGAUACCGUCGCGGCAACAACGCGUCACAAGGUCUUCAAUGAGACUCUCGCCCAGGCUUAUACCAUUCUCUUCCCAUCACAGACGUCGAAAGGCGCACCGAAAAAGCAGACCACCAGUGCUUCGCAUGCGACUGCCACUUCCAACGCAUUCGAGGCGCUAGCUCAUGUCGUCGAGACGGAGCCUGAGUUCGACAGCUGCGCAUCGGAUUUCUGGCAAACCGAGACUCCCAUGCCCACGACGACAUCCAGUAUAACCGACGAUUCGGUUGGUGACGCCAUAGCGAUGCACACCUACGUGUCAGAGCUACAAAACACAGUCGAGACUAUCAAGACCAUCUGGAAAUCUGCUGCUAAGGGCGAAAUCCCCCUAGCUGCAGCUGGAUUUCUCACGAACGUAGUCCAUAGUUACUUGUUCAAAUGGAUAGCUGCUCACUCGCCCUACCAUGAUAACAACGACGGGAUACUAUAUCGCUUCUUCAGUACUGAAGAUGGGCGAUCGGUUGCAAAAGAGGGAUAUGUACAUAGCUGGUUGGAGGAUGUCGAUGCAUGGAGGAGGUCGAGCGAGGGAGAGGGCUUUCAAGAACUCACUCACGGCUAUGGUCUCCUCUGGCCAAUCAACGAGAUACGCCGGUUCGAGGCGCUGGUAAAAGCCGGAGACGAUUCACUGAUUACCGCUGAACGCUGCAGAUUCGAGGACUACUUCAAAACUCAACGCGACCAGCGCGUAUUGAAAAGCGAGCUUAUCGACUCAGUUCUAGAUUGUGUUUCCACCAGCGACACCAGAACUAGAGAUGAACACUACCAGCAUAUGCACCAAAUCAUCGACGAACGUUACGAACACGAUCGGGGCUUGGUGAUGUCGAUGUGUCGAAGCAUAUAUCGGCAUCCAAUAUGGAACGGCCCUAUGGACUUUAGCCCAGAUGCUGAUACAGACUGGUUUGAUUACACGUUCAAAGAGGAAUACCUUCAAUUUCCUUUAGGUGUUCCUCUGUUAUGGGGACUGAAGGCAUGCCUAGAACCAGACUCAGUGUCGCAAACCACUCUAGUUAUCGGCGCGCACACCUUCGUAGAAAGCUGUCGAAGCUUCAUCUCGCAACAUCCAAGCGAUGCUCCACACCGCACAAACAACAGAAUCAAGGUCCUGUCUUUCGCACGCAACAGCCGGAUCGCUUUGCAAAAGCUACUGGAAAACAAAUCGGAUCCAGUGAAAGCCCUCCAAUUGGAACCAGCGUGGGCCGAUAAUGUCAGGAGUACCAUCAAACAACUCGAUAAGUUUACCUCUGAGAAGGUAUUCGAUUUGUAUUCUCAAUCGCCUUGGGUGACUGGAAGCUACAUGGCGACAAUCGCGGCACGCAACAUGAUGCUCGGCCUCGGAUUGAUCAGUGCGCAUGGGUACGUCUCUGAUCUGCUGCAUUUGUACAACAUGUUGCAGAAGCUCAGGGUUCCAUGUCCUCAGAUGCCUUUGUUGGAACAUCUUUGUGAUAUUCUUGGACCGGCCGUUUUCCCACAUAUGCAGGGAAGACCUACAAACGACUUCGACAACAUGGCUCGUAUUGCCAAACGUGACCCUCUGUGCAGCAAGAAUAGAAAGUGGAUGCUUGCUGGUAAAAGGCUAAAAGAGAAAGCAAUGGGGACGGAUGAUGCAGGAAUGAACAUGGUGAAGCUCUCAGACUUUGCAUCCCAGACGCUAGCGCAACAGUGCAUUGUCGAAGAGCGUUUACUAGCCAAAAUACUGGACGAAAGGCUGCUGGCAAAAAAGCACAAUCUGAUGCCCAACAUGAUAGCUCGCUUCACGCCAUCCGAUGUUCUCCUGCGCGCAAAAGACCACUUCAUGCCGGAGUUCGACGGUCCAUGUCCCCUAGCAAAGGUCAACUACUUUGCCGUCAUGGACCUAGUGCUCGACGUCUGGAAAGAAGUUGCGUUUCAACUCGCCAAACCCGACGGGGUGCCAGAGAGCGUGGGAGAAUUCGUGGCGAUAGCCAAAGCGCGUGGAGCCACGGGUCCCAGCUCCAACUUCCAAUCGAACACACUGGAAGCAGCGAUUGGUUUUCUAGGGGUCGUCAGGUACAAUAUCGAUCACUUCGAAGGCAAACGUACGGACGCGUCUCGGUGGAAAUCGUUACAGCAAAACGAUGGCUUGCUCUUACUGCGCGAUGCGGUUGUCAAGAUUUGCGGAAAUGUCAAGUUGGAGGAUUUUCUAUGGAUGGACAUGUGA
This is a messenger RNA of Alternaria triticimaculans, 2559 nucleotides long. RefSeq lists its product as uncharacterized. The transcript has a single exon. Bases 1 to 2559 code for a protein of 852 amino acids. The record is from RefSeq and is a predicted model, not a curated record. Lineage: Eukaryota; Fungi; Ascomycota; Dothideomycetes; Pleosporales; Pleosporaceae.